Coregonus clupeaformis (lake whitefish) is the source of this 4070-nucleotide messenger RNA. Its product is annotated as metal transporter CNNM3. Lineage: Eukaryota; Metazoa; Chordata; Actinopteri; Salmoniformes; Salmonidae. The transcript is spliced from 13 exons. Gene Ontology annotation, cellular component: plasma membrane. Bases 6 to 2288 code for a protein of 760 amino acids. Gene Ontology annotation, biological process: transport; magnesium ion homeostasis. Gene Ontology annotation, molecular function: transmembrane transporter activity. The record is from RefSeq and is a predicted model, not a curated record.
CCAAUAUGGUGGCCAGCUUGGCAGACCUACGGUUCUUGUUGAUGAUAUUGUUGCUCUGCUGGAGGACCAGGGACGGCGCCUGCACCCAGCAAGACCCGUGGGUUCUGGGGCUGCGACUGGAGGACCCAGAAGGCCAGGUUUAUAUGAAGGAGCGGAUCAUCUCUGCGCCGCAAGGGGCCAGUUUCAAGCUUCGGCUGUUCGGCUGGGAUCUAAAUGGGACCUGGCCGUGGGUGGCGUUCGCUGGGGCAAGACAGGAGGAGACCGGGGCGGUGGAGGAUACAGCCGACCCGUGCGAGCAGGAGACCCGCCGUGACUCCGCCGCCUUCCAGGUCACGGGGGAGUUCACAGCGGACGAGGAGUACAGUGGGUUGAUAACGGUACAGACGCGGGACAAGAGCAGCAGCUCUCCCGCUGCAUCCUCCACGGGAGGAGUGGAUGAUGCCAAACCUACCUACCACCACCUGUGCGUGCUGAAGAGCGGAAGCUGGGUGUCGGUGGGACCGGACAGGCUGCAGAUCAACAACGACACAGGUCUUCUGGCGGACUACAUCCCUCCGUGGGGUCUGGCGGUGCUCAUCGUGUUGCUGAUCCUGGUGUGCGGGGUGCUGAGGAGCGUCAACCUCAGCCUGUUGUGGCUGGACCCCCUGGAACUCUACGUCUUCCACAGCUGCGGCUCCGAGGAGGACAAACGGACCGCCAAGCGCCUCGAGCCAAUCCGGAGACGAGGCAACUGCCUGGUGUGUUCUCUGCUGUUCCUGUGCGCUCUGGGCCACUCGGUUCUCGGUGUGCUGCUCUACAGGGUCCUGGGUUCCAUAGCGCCCGCCGUCUUCACCAGCGGGUUCCUCAUCUUCCUGGUGUCAGAGCUUGUUCCCCACAUAGUGUGUUCCGGCUACGGCUUCCAGCUAGCCCCAGGCUUCACCUGGCUGGCACAGGUGUGUAUGGUGCUGACGUGCCCACUGUCGUGCCCACUGGGCCUGGUGCUGGACCUGGUGUUGAGACGUGACAUCAGCACCUGCGGCGUGAGGGAGAGGGCCAUGGAGAUGAUCCGCACCAACGUCAACGACCCCUACAGUGAGUUUGUGAAGGAAGAGUUUAGCCGUGGUGCGCUGCGCAGGAAGACAGUGGAGGACAUCCUGACUCCGCUGAAGGACUGUUUCAUGCUGCCGUCCACCGCUGUGCUGGACUUCUCCACCAUGUCAGAGAUCAUGCAGAGUGGAUACACACGAGUCCCCAUCUAUGAAGAGGAGAAGUCUAACAUCGUGGAGAUCUUGUUUGUCAAGGACCUGGCUCUGGUCGACCCUGACGACUGUACUCCCAUGACGACCAUCACCAAGUUCUACAAUCACCCUCUGCACUUUGUCUUCAACGACACCAAACUGGACGCUAUGCUGGAAGAGUUCAAGAAAGGAAACUCUGCCCUGGCCAUCGUUCAGAAGGUGAACAACGAGGGGGAGGGCGAUCCCUUCUACGAGGUGCUGGGAUUGGUCACCUUGGAGGACGUCAUCGAGGAGAUCAUCAAAUCAGAGAUCCUGGAUGAGUCAGACGGCUACAUGGACAUGAAGGUGAAGCGUCCGCUGGCCCCUCUGGAGAUCCCUCUGGAGCCUCGCAGCGUCCACGAAGAGUUCUCUCUGUUCAAACUCCCAGAGGGAGAACCCAAGAUCCGCACUUCACCUCAGCUACUGCUGGCCACACACCGCUUCCUGUCCAGAGAGGUAGAGCACUUCAGUCCAGCCCGUGUGUCAGAGAAGGUGUUAUUCCACCUGCUGCGCCACCCCAGUGUCAACCAGGAAGUCCACUUUGACCCCUCCAACCGCCUGAGCCCCGACCAUUACCUCUUCACACGCAACCACCCCGUAGACUACUUCAUACUGCUCCUUCAGGGGCGUGUGGAGGUUGAGAUCGGUAAAGAGGGCUUGAAGUUUGAGAACGGAGCGUUCACAUACUACGGUGUGUCUGCACUCACAGCGCCAACCUCAGUGCACCAGUCUCCAGUUUCGACCCAGCGUCGUCCUCCCAGGGAUCCAUUUGAGAUGGGAGAUGCCACCAGCCCAUCCAGCUACUGUCCUGACUACACCGUCCACGCCCUCACUGACCUGCAGCUCAUACGGGUGACUCGCAUGCAGUACCUGAAUGCUCUGAUGGCGUCGCGUGUUGGCCAGAACCCAGAAUCUCCUGAGAUCAAGAUCCUGCCUAACAGUCAGACCAAGCUUCUCAAUGAGAGGAACACCGCCACGCAAGAGUUCCCUGUAAACUUUUCCUUCUUUGACACCAUUGAGAACUACUGUUAGUGUUUUCUGUGUGCAUGAGGUGGCAGCAAAUCCCAGGAAAGUUCAACGGAAGAGGAGGCUCAUGGGUAAUGAAGUUCUCUCUGUCAGAACUAUGUGUGUUACUCAGACAACCAACCAGGAGGCUUUUUUUGUUUUCUUUAGAUAUAUUUUUAUCAGUGAAUCCCUUAUGCAGUGAUUGGACGUGGCUGGAAUGAGCGUGUGUGUGCGCACAUGUGUGUGGCUACUGCACUAUCCUCAGCUGUAUUCCUCAUUCAUUAUACGUUUCGCAUCAAUGCCAAUUGUGUGUGUGUCUACGCGGUGUGUGUGUACACGGUGUGUGUGCCUCUCCUCCCUGUUGUAAUUCAGCCUCCUUUGUCUAAACGUUACAUUGCCUGUUCCUUCAUUAUUAGCCUAUCUGUGUGCCAAAGCAAAUCACUUCAACCCUGUGUGUGUGCGUGUGUUGUCAAAAUCCGUCCAUCCAAGCAUUAGACAGAGGGUGGUCAAAAAAAGCCAAUUUGCACAGAAAUGUGUACACCGCUCUUGGUGAUUUGCUUUAGUUGUUUGAUUAUACGUCCAAAUUUUAUUUUAUACACUCCCACAUAGCAGUUACAUACAUAUUUGUAUGUAGAGCCAAAUAUUUGUAGUUUUCGUGUUGUUUUUCUAGGCCUAAUGGAGGGCCUGUAUACAGUAUAUAAGGAGACCUAUGGGAAGAUUGGAACUUAAAGGGCUAGAUCACCCAACAGUAAAGAGAUAAAUAUGUAUUUGAAAAUGUUCGCACUAUCCCUUUAAGAGAGCUUAUGCAACGCUUGUGUCCGUUCCUUUGCACAGUCAGACAUUUAGCUGUAGGUCUGAGUUGUGAUGAGAGAGAGAGGUGAGUGUCUGUGUGUCUCCUCUCCCAUUUGACUUCUCUCGCGGCGUGCCAACCCUGACCCAGUCUGCUUUCAUGCAUUCCUUUUGUUUGGCCAAGUUGCCAAAGAGUAUCAGAAUCCCUUUAUUCACCAAGUACAUUUACACAUACCCAGAAUUUGCUUUGGUGAGAAGGUGCUGCUAGAAAUAGACAAUAUACAGACAGAAGUCCAGAUAGACACCAUACAGAAUAGACAAUAUACAGACACAAGUCCACGUAGACACCAUACAGAGUAGACUGCGUGUGUCACAUCUAAAGCACCUUGUUGAUUUUCUCAUCCUUGAUAGCCGAGUAGGUUGAGUACCAUUUAACAUUCCACAUCACGUGUUUGUGUGUGUGCGCGCUCCUGUGUGGCUGGCCGUGUGUGUGACUCUUGGCGCCUGUCAGUCAGUAUUCAGUCUUACAGACUCUUUCAGGAAACUCCAUUUCCCAUGUUGCAGUGUAACUACCCAUGUGUUGCAGUGUAACUACCCAUGUGUGCAGGGAAUACAUAUGUUACCCACUGUCCUGUGGAGACAGGAAACCCCUAGAUAAAGGCCUGGUCCAUAAUCAACCCCUUGGUCCUUCCCCUAACACCUUUCCCUGGCUCCUAGUCAUCUACCCUUUGCUCCUAGGCCCUAUCCCUUAGUGUAAACAGAUCUGAAGAAAAGGUGAUGGCACCACCUAGACUUUAUGUCAGGCCUAGGGGACCUUCUGCCAUGCUGUGUACACCUAUCUCAUUCCUUCAGAUCUGCAAACAGGGGUUUGGAGUGAGUGGGGUUAGGAGUCUUUGGAGUGGGGAUUGGGGCUAGGAGUCUUUGGCGUGGACCAGAGACUCCACCAGGGUCAUAUUCAUUAGUGCACACCAUAGCAAAAUGUUUUGCAACGGAAAACAAAAACAAACAAUUCUUAUUGGA